CCGAGGGCCCUCCUCUCCCAUCGGCCAUCCCCCACUCUCUCUCCUCCUCCUUUCUCUCCACUCGUCGCACGCAACUACGCAAAGCGCAAAUGGCUCUAAAAAGUCCAACUCCAAACCUAGACUAGACUCCUCACCACCGAGGCGACGACGCACGCAGCCCAGCGCGACGCCGCCGCCCCGUCCCUGUCCCCGUCCCCGUCCCGCGACGGCCUCUCCCACCCAGCGCCCGCCGGAUCCUCCCUCCACCGGCCACGGCGCCGCCCCUCGACGGGUCGAGCGGAGCGGAGAUCCAUCCAUCCGGCCGUCGGUCGGUCAGUCGGUCUCGUCGUCUGUUGUUGGAGCAAGCUGGAAUUGAUCUGGUUGCCCUAUUGGUGUCUUGAUUGUGGCAUUAGGGUGUUUGUUCCCUGCGAUACACCAUCAUUUGCCGUGAUUGAAAUGCUCAGUCUAUUCACCAUCACUCACAGAAUUUGCGCACUCUGUUUUUGAAGGAGCAAGCUGGAAUUGAUCUGGUUGCCCUAUUGGUGUCUUGUAGGUUGUAAUGAAAAGCUGGAUCUGCUAGAGCCAAGAGUUUUCGUUGCAAGUCUGCGUUUCCACGAUGGGUUCAGGCAACUUGAUCGUGAAGAAGGUGGUAAAGCACAGCUCCUUUGAUCUGGACAUACAGCUCGAUAAGAGUUGGAUGGAGGACGUUACCUGCCCGAUCUGCCUUGAUUACCCUCACAAUGCAGUGUUACUGAGAUGCACAUCUUAUGAGAAAGGCUGCAGGCCGUUUGUUUGUGAUACAGACCAGACACGCUCAAACUGUCUUGAGAGAUUUAAGUUUGCAUAUGAGCUGCCUUCCAAUGCGAAAGUUUCAUCCUUAGCUGUGCCUCCUCUUGAUAGCAUUAUUCAUAUCGUGCCAUCUAAUGCAAACAACCGCCCCAGCUGCCCCUUGUGUAGAGGUGAUGUUAUUGGGUGGAUUGUUAUCGGUGAGGCUCGGCUGCAUCUUAAUCAGAAGAAAAGGUGCUGCGAAGAGGAUUGCUGCUCGUUUGUUGGUAACUUCAAUGAGCUUCAGAAGCACACGCAACAAAAGCAUCCAGAUUCACGCCCUUCAGAGAUUGAUCCUGCUAGGCAAGUUGAUUGGGAGAAUUUCCAGCAGUCUUCUGAUAUUGUAGACGUCUUGAGCACAAUACAUGCACAAGUUCCUAAUGGGAUUGUUCUAGGAGACUAUGUGAUUGAGUAUGGGGAUGAUGACACUGGUGAGGACUAUGAAGUUUUCCGCAGCGUCAGGACGAACUGGUGGUCAUGUAUAUUCUGCAAGGCGUUUUCAAGAUCUUCAAGAAGUCGUAGAAGAGCAAGAGCAAGGGAAAGAAGAGGCAGUGGAAGGAGGAAUGGGAACCAGGCUAAUCUGGAAAAUUUUAAUCUUGAGGUUCCAACACAAUCUGUUGAAUUAAGGGAAAUUAGAUUUGAUGAAAUUGAUGAUGAAUACAUAGUCACAGGGGCCAUUCCUAGUAUCGCAGCACCGGGAAGAAUGGCUAGUUUCCAUUACAGGGAUACAAGAUAUGGACGUUGAUGCAUAGAAUCUGCAGUAAAAAAAAGGAAUAGCUGUUAUGCAAUGUAUCGAUCAUCAUAACCAUUGUACUUCCGUUCAUUUGAAUUUCUUUUCCACCUGUCCUCGGUAGGUGCUGCCGCAGUUUAAACUUAUCUGUGCAUAAAAAGUAGCAACAGAACCCCGCUGUUCGUUUGAAACAGGCCUCAUGAUCCUAGUUUUUAUUUUGUAUAUAUUUAGCACCCAUCUAUAUAGGAUGUUGGUGACAGUUCUUUUUGGAAUGCUUCUUUGAUGUAGCGCAGUUUUACAUAAAAACCUGAAACAAGCUUCAGUCCGCUCUAAUUCUCUAAAGGAUUUGUUUGGAAA
This is a messenger RNA of Sorghum bicolor (sorghum), 1891 nucleotides long. RefSeq lists its product as uncharacterized. The record is from RefSeq and is a predicted model, not a curated record. Lineage: Eukaryota; Viridiplantae; Streptophyta; Magnoliopsida; Poales; Poaceae. The coding region runs from base 596 to 1549 and encodes 317 amino acids. The transcript is spliced from 3 exons.